AUGGCCUAUGGCAAGUACUCAGGAACCGAUGAGGGAAUAGUAGAGAUAGUGAAGGCCUUCAACCAAGAACUACAAGAACUGAAGAACAAGCUAGUAGAGAGGGCAGGUGCAUAUGCCACAGAAAUCAGCACAGAAAAAUCUAAGGUCAUGGUCAACAGCAUUAAAAGCACCACCACCAACAUCAUCAUGAGAGGGCACAAGCUUGAAGAGGUAGAAGGAUUUAAAUACCUUGGAGCAACAUUAUCCAAAGAUGGCUCUGGCACAGCAGAAAUCCGUAUCAGAAUUGCCACAGCAACUGCUGUUUUCUAUGGGAUUCAUGUCUGGAGAAAGUGCAAGCCACUCCAUUUGAGGUACCUCAGCCUCCUGCCACUAUUCCCUGAUGAUGCGACCUCAAUGAGCUGGGGCAUUGUCAUCCAUAAAGAUGAAAUCGGGCCUGUGUUGCUCAUGCAGAAGCACAACGACUGGAUUAAUGGUGUUAUUCAGAUAGUAUUGGCUUGUCACAGAAUAUCCACAUACUGCAAGAAAUGCAGUAGUUGUGGUAUGUUUUACCGAUACCAGGACUGGAUGCAUGGGCUUCACAACUUUAAUUAUAAAGUGCUGUUAAGCAUCUUUCUAUGCAUCUUCAUAAGGAAUUCUGUUCAGGAUCAUGUGGCAGUUGGAAGGGUGCGUUCCAUAUUGCAAAAGACAACACACGUGCCUUACCCAAAGGAGACAGAGUUUCUUCAUGCAUAUUUACAUUUUGAGGCACUAACUCACCAUGAUUAUGCCUUUUCAUGUCUAAAAUGUGGACAUCAUCCUCCAGUUGUUGUAAUGGACUUACAUAAAAAGGGAGUGUUCAACAUGGCAGUCAGUGACAUAAGUGAGCCAACUGAAACCUUCAAUGGAGAGGUGAAUUCCGAGGAGUUCUGGGAGACUCUUUCAAGGGAGAGGAUUGCAACUGGCUUGUUGAGGAUUGGAGACACAAAUCCUUACACUUUGAAACCCAAUUAUGAGAACUGGGCCCCAUGGAUCGGCAGACACACAUGCAGGUCACCAUCUGUGAUAAACACAGAGUGGAAGAAAGUGCAGACCACAAAUACACUAGACAACAUCGCUGAAAUAGACAUGACAGAAGAGAGACUCAGUGAUGAAUUAAUGAAGCUAAAGCACUAUGCUCUAUCUGACAAGUUCCACGAGGCCAACAGUAAGGAUACGUGA
Messenger RNA from Onychostoma macrolepis, 1197 nucleotides. RefSeq lists its product as uncharacterized. The record is from RefSeq and is a predicted model, not a curated record. NCBI's taxonomy places the organism in Eukaryota, Metazoa, Chordata, Actinopteri, Cypriniformes, Cyprinidae. The coding region runs from base 1 to 1197 and encodes 398 amino acids. The transcript has 8 exons.